CUCCCGCCCUCCCUCCCCGCCAAGGGGCGCGCCGACCCGGCCCCCCGACGAAACUCCGCAGUCAUGUCCGAGGAUUUUCGCUCCUUCGCCGACCAGUUGGUCCUCUCGCCGGUAGGCUUCGCCGCCACGCGCUCCAGCAUCCUGGACCCGUCCAACCGGCCGGACUUCGUUUUGCAAAACCUCUUUUCUUCGCUCUCCUCACCGCAGGAUGCCCUGUUGGCUGCCAGCGGGGCGCUGCUUGGUGGGGGACCGCUGGCCGUCGAGGAUCCCGAUGAUUCGGAUUCUUCGCGUCCGUCGAGCCCGACCGAGCAGGGCCCCGGCGCGGGCUCGGGAUUGGGAGCAUCCCGAUCGAUGGCCUUGGCGUCAGUGGCCUCGGCGUCGGCCUCCCAGGUGGCCGGAUCGACUGCCUCGCUCAAGUCCCUUCAGCCUCUCAUGUUCAGCCCCCGGCUGACCGGCAAUCAGCCAGGGGCCGGGGCCGGGCCCUCGGCCCGGAUCUUUCAGGCCCCGGAGGCAGGCCCCGGGGCCGGGCCCUCCUCAGGGGGGCCUGCCCCUUCCGGUCCCGGGGCUGGGGCAUACAAGCGGUCCACCUCGACCGCCUCGCUGAGUGGUACCGCUGCCGGGGGAGCGGGGUCCAGCAGUGCCUUCACCUAUGCCUAUGGCGAGCACCUGGAUGGGCCGGUUAUCCGGCCCAGCGCCGCGUCGGUGUCCCUGCCACCGACCCUCGGGUCGAUGUUGCGUGAUUUGUACACCACGGCCGGGGCCGGGGGCCCGGGCGGAGCUGGCACCGACGGCAAGGGCAUGCGAGCCAAGGCAUCGGCCGCGACCGAGGUCCUGUCCAUCGCCACGCCGGCUGCGGUGCGGGCCUUCCACCAGUCAUUGAUCCAGUGCCGAGAUGCGCGCCACGCGCAAAUCGUUCGCCUCUGCACCGACCACUAUGAGGCCUUCGUGUCCAGUGUGGAGAAGCUCCAGGGCAGCCAUGCGGCGGCCAUCGGCCUGGCCGAAUCGAUUCGCACCCUGGCCGAGUGCCUGGAGGGCUCGGGCAAUGAGCUUCUCCUGUUUGAUGGCUACAUCGAAAAGGUAAAUCGUGCCAAGAAGAACAUCACUCGAGCCAAGGGGACCCUGCAUCGGGCCCGGCUGACGGUCUUGGCGGUGGGCGAAAUCCUCAGUCGGACGCACUCCAAGAAGUACUAUGCCGCCAUCCGAACGUGCGAGCGGCUCUACAGCACCAUCCAAAAUAUGGCCCUCACCACGACGCAUGCGCCCCUGCUGCAUGCCUAUGGCGGCGGGGUUUCCGGGCCGUCAUCUUCCACGGCCGGGCGUCUUGGCGAUGGCCUCAAUUCGGCCGAGGCCGCCGCCGCCGGCAGUGCCGGGUCCGGUCGGAAUCCCCUGCUCAGUCCGUUGGACCAGUCGGUGGUGCUCUUUGUGGCCGAUGUCCGGGCGUGGAUCCUGUCCCGCGCGCGGGAUGAGCUCCAAAAGUGGCUUGAGCAGAUUCGCUCGGUGGCGCAGGAGGUCGGCCGGGCCCGACUUCAGGCGGCCAUCCUGCUGCUUGGCCAGUCCACCCAAACCCUGCCCCAAAGCGGGCAAAUCUUCUCCCUGCCAGUGCACGAGGUGGCUGGCUUCAAUACGGCGUCGCACUCGCUGACGGCCAUCACCAGCAUGGGGGCAGCCUCGCCGGCCGGUCGGCCCCCGGGGUCGGUCAUCUCCGACAUGCUGGCAUCCACCCCGAUCAUCGAGUCGGUGGAGGAUUUGGUGUCCUUCGUGCCGCUCUACCGGUCGCAGCACAUCGCCGCCACCCUGGGCACCUUCGCCACCCUGGCGCAGUAUUACGCGAAGAAUCGCAAGCUCCAGCUCGACCUGGCCCUGACCGUGUCCCUGCAAUCGGAGUCCUCCUCCACCGGGCUGUCCCCGGGCGAGGGUGGCUCGGAGCAUGGGUUCCCCGAGUCGCGGCGGUCUCUCGGAUCGCCCGGGCCCCGUGCCCCUCCGGGGGUUGACAUCUCCCCCUCCGAGUUGCUGAAGGCCGAUCAAGUCCUGUCAGAUGUGGUGGGCUUCUUUGCCAUCGAGGCGGCGGCCGCCUACUCCUGGCUGGAGCACAUCACGGACUUCAAGCUGGUUUCCGAGCUGUGGGUGUUCGCCACGCAGCGCCUGCUGGCACUGCUUGCCCCGGUCAUCAACUCGGUGCAUUCGAAGCAAUCGCUCCUGGCCUUGCGGUGCCGGAUUUUGGCCUUCGUUUCGGCGGCCACCUCGCUCAUGUCGCCCCUGGAGUCGGCGGACAUCUCGUCAGCCUACUCGCUAGAUGGGCACCGGGCGCUUGAGUACUUGACCUCGCGUGGGGCCUUGCCGGGUUCCUCGGCGACCGGGGCCGCGACCGGGGCUGGGGCCGGAUCUGGUCCAACUGCCCCUGCGGCCGGUGGCCCGGGAAAUGCGGGUGCCGCCAAUGGGCAGGCCGUUCGCGCGGCUCCCCUGUUUGGGCCGCGUUCCACCGAGCAGGAAGUCAUGGUGGCGGCGGCGGCGGCGGCGGCGGCGGCGGCGUCAGCGACGGCAAUCGGCUCCGGACCCACCGGUGCCCUGUAUACCGGCCAUUUGCUGGAUCUCCUGUCGCGCCUGCUGGCCAAGCAUCUGGAGCUGACAACCCCCGAUCUCCGAAGCAUUCUCUCAUCCAUGACAGCCCUGACGUCCGGGCCGCCGCACGAUGCCGCGGCCCUGGCCAAUGCCCCGGCCCUGCUGUCGGUGGAGACUUCCCUGAACAGCAUGCGCCGGCUGCUCCGAGAGCUGGUCCUCUUCAUCGACGGGGCGUACGCCUUUGCCAGUGGCUUCCCGCAUGCAUCUUCCUCAGACAGCGACUAUGCCAUUGUCCGGUUUGUUGAGAGCCUCCUGUCGCGCGCGUGCCUGGUCAUCUCCCCGCCCUUGGAGUCCCUUUCGCCGGCGGACUUCACCCCCCAUGAAGCGGCGCUCAGCCUGAAAACGGCCCACUUCAUGUCUAACCGAGUCAUCCCGAAGGUGGCCGAGCGGGCGGCGCGCGAACGAACGGCCGAUCGCGGCGUCGGGGUGCACUUGGCCGAAGCGGAGCUGGCCGCCGUGGCAGCCAUCGCCCGAUGCCACGACUUCGUUUCCCGGUGCCUGAUCAUCCGCGUGGAGAGCUGCUUCGAGACCUUCUAUGGCCAGGCACAGGCCGAGGUCCAGGCGUCCAAGGAAACCGGGUCCGGGGACUUCCUCGAUGAGCAGGAGCUGCUGGAGUCGGCCGAGGCGGCCGCCAUCGAGGCAUCCAGUCAAAUGGCCUCGUCGGCCGGUUCGCCCGGCAGCCCGCGCUUUUCCGGAUUCCGGCUCUUCUCGGCCUUCUCAUCGACCAACACCAAUGUCGCCAGUGGCGACUCGUUGUCUUCCGGCUCGAGGGCAUCCCUCUCGCCUGGGCACCUGCCGGAGGGGGCCAGCUCGCCAGGCAACCUCAGCCGCAGUCCGAGCAUCAGUGGCAUCGUCUCACGGGCUGGGUCUUCACGGCCUCCCUCGCCCACGCCGUCUGUCACCUCGGCCCGGUCGCUGGCAUCCAUGUCGGCCCCGGGGCCCGGGGCCGGGGCCAGCCUCGGCGAGGGGCCCGGCUCGGGGGCGGCCGAUGCGGCUGGCCGCUUCCGCAGUGGUCUUGGCUUGAAAUUCUUCCAGCUGGCCGACAGCGAAGUGGGGCUCUACAUUCAGUCGACCCUGUCGGCGCUCGAUGUCCCGGGCGAUGUGCGCAAUAUCGUGGCCCUGGCGGUGGCCGAGCGCUCGCGCGACCUGCUCCUUGGGCGGCUGUGCGGCCUGGCCGCCGGGGCAGUGGGCAGCAAGCAGGCGAAGGACCCAUCCCGUGGAUCGGGCGCCCCGGCAGCCGGGCCCCGGGGGUCGCUGGGUGUUGCGCCGCUGGGCGACCUUCCCGGGGGAGCGCGCCGGUCCUUCGGUGGUCCUGGUGGCGGCCCGGGGGCAGGCUUGGGGAGUGGCGGCGCGCCUGGUCUCGCGGGUGCCAGCACUCCCGGCGCCAGUCGUGACUUGCCGAAUGCCUCGACACUCUUCUCCGAGGCGGACAGCUCCGAGGCCGGGGUCGACCGCGCCGGCGCAUAUGCCAUCUGUGUGUUGGUGGCUGUGUUGACCCGGUCGAUCAACCAGUCGGUGGGGAAUCUGGGCAUGUGCGAGGCUCUCUUCUUCGAUGUGGCUGAGAUCGCUCGUGUUCUAUCGCUCUCCACCACCAAGCUGUCUUCGCUCUCGCUGCGGGGGAUCAGCUGUUCGUCGCGCACCGAGCGGGACAACCUGGCGCGGGCCAUUUACCGGCACCGGUCACUCCUUGGAUCCUGGAGCACGGCCAACCGAAACCGACGCCGAGCCUGCGAGAACCUCAUCAAGCAGCUCGGCUACUCGGUGUAGCCUCGGGAAGUGGCUUGCCCGUUGUUUGCGAAGGGCCCUCAUGUCCUCCCCUCGGGACGCAUGUGCCCCUUUGUAUGUAUACAGGUGUCUGUGUGA
This is a messenger RNA of Fonticula alba, 4482 nucleotides long. RefSeq lists its product as hypothetical. The coding region runs from base 64 to 4386 and encodes 1440 amino acids. Lineage: Eukaryota; Rotosphaerida; Fonticulaceae. The transcript is spliced from 5 exons. Gene Ontology annotation, biological process: exocytosis; intracellular protein transport; Golgi to plasma membrane transport. Gene Ontology annotation, cellular component: exocyst; membrane. The record is from RefSeq and is a predicted model, not a curated record.